Molecule: messenger RNA, 1788 nt
Organism: Choloepus didactylus (southern two-toed sloth)
Lineage: Eukaryota; Metazoa; Chordata; Mammalia; Pilosa; Megalonychidae
Gene: SGCG
Product: sarcoglycan gamma
Exons: 8
Coding region: 125-1057 (310 amino acids)
Biological process (GO): heart contraction; cardiac muscle tissue development
Cellular component (GO): sarcolemma; sarcoglycan complex
Source: RefSeq, a predicted model, not a curated record
CCCGAGCUCGGGGGAGCUGCUCCCACCGCCAGGACCAGAGUCGUCGCUGCGGUCGCCGAGGAAGGAGGAUCGCUCCAAAGCGCUCGCUGUGCAGAGACAGGACGUUGGUCUCAUCCCGUCUGUAAUGAAGGGAAAUGCAGGAUUGGUUUGCGCUCCCGGACCUCAAGAAGUGCAGCAGCAGAUGGUUCGGGAACAGUACACCACAACCACGGAGGGCACCCUCAUCGAGAGGCCAGAGGACCAGUGUGUCUAUAAAAUCGGCAUUUAUGGCUGGAGAAAGCGUUGCCUCUACUUAUUUGUUCUUCUUUUACUCAUCAUCCUAGUAGUGAAUUUUGCUCUUACAAUUUGGAUUCUUAAAGUGAUGUGGUUUUCCCCAACAGGAAUGGGCCACUUACGUGUUACAAAGGAUGGACUUCGCCUGGAAGGGGAAUCUGAAUUUUUAUUCCCAUUGUAUGCCAAAGAAAUACACUCCAGAGUGGACUCAUCUCUGCUUCUACAGUCAACUCAGAACGUGACAGUAAAUGCCCGCAACUCCGAAGGGGAGGUCACUGGCAGACUGAAAGUGGGUCCCAAAAUGGUAGAAGUCCAUAGUCAACAGUUUCAGAUCAGCUCCAAGGAUGGCAAGCCACUCUUUACUGUUGAUGAAAAGGAAGUUGUGGUUGGCACAGAUAAACUGCGAGUAACUGGGCCUGAAGGAGCUCAUUUCGAGCAUUCGGUGGAGACACCUCUUGUCAGAGCAGACCCAUUUCAGGAUCUUAGGUUAGAAGCUCCUACACGGAGUCUCAGCAUGGAUGCACCAAGGGGUGUUCAUAUUAAAGCAUCUGCUGGGAAAAUUGAGGCCCUUUCUCAAAUGGAUAUCGAAUUUCAUAGUAGUGAUGGAAUGCUUGUGCUAGACGCUGAAACUGUGUGUUUACCCAAACUGGUUCAGGGGACUGGGGUCCCCUCCAGCAGCUCUCAGAGGCUCUAUGAGAUUUGUGCCUGCCCAGACGGGAAACUUUACCUGUCCGUGGCUGGUGUGGGCACCACGUGCCAGGAAAGCAGUCAAGUCUGCCUCUAAACUAUCUGUACCGUCCACAAAGUACCCUACAUUUUCAGUGGGCUUUAAUGUACUUGACUUCGAGACUUCAAAAACUUAGCCAUUUUACAUUCUCUAACUGGGAUUGUGGAUGGAAAGUGAAAAGACACAGUUUUUAAAAAGCGACUCAGAAAGAAAAAUGUGCCAGUGAAAAUGUUCAGACAACACUCUGUGAUCUCAAAAUGGCAAGUGGAUGCUAGACAGACAAGUUGAAGGAAUAUCAAAAGAAUGUGUUUAUCCCACUGGGUUGAUUAAUUUGCAUCAGGACAAUUAAUAAACUGGGAAUCUGCUCUCCUCCACUUCCCUCCCCAUCCCUUGUACAUAUAUGUGAGUAACCAUGAAAUGUUGAAUUGCUGUGUGGAUUUGACUUAUGAUGACCAACUGUGAAUAUCUAACUCCCCAUAAAAAUAGCAUUGGCAAACACUACAAUGCUCCCGAAUUUCUAUGCAGACUCCUUAAAUCACUCAAACCUGUAAGUUCUCUCUUGAGUUUAAUGCAAAAUAUCAGGUUUUAUGAGAAAACCUUCAUGUUUUGAAGGCACUUUGAGGUCGAUCUCAUUUAAAUAGUCCAAGGAGCAAAUACUGUAUUUAUCAUGCUUUCUUUAUAUAUAGUCAAUAAGCAAUAAAAUCAACCUACAUUUUCCACAAGACUUCACAGUUUGAGUGCCUUGCUUUCUUUAAUCCUCACAACCACCUUUUGAGGGAGGUAUGUUU